Messenger RNA from Pangasianodon hypophthalmus (striped catfish), 2519 nucleotides. It is a transcript of the gene cpe, whose product is annotated as carboxypeptidase E. The transcript is spliced from 9 exons. The coding region runs from base 177 to 1571 and encodes 464 amino acids. The record is from RefSeq and is a predicted model, not a curated record. NCBI's taxonomy places the organism in Eukaryota, Metazoa, Chordata, Actinopteri, Siluriformes, Pangasiidae. Gene Ontology annotation, molecular function: metallocarboxypeptidase activity; zinc ion binding. Gene Ontology annotation, biological process: proteolysis.
UGCGGUUUCAUACGGGACACGACGCAGCAGAGAGAGAGAGAGAGAGAGAGAGAGAUAUUGAGAGGUAGAGGAGGGAUCUGGAGAGCUGACGAGAGGCGGACUCGCGGGAAGAGGAAGGCUUUGACGCGGCGGCUUUUUACAGAGCGGCGGUUUAGACGCGGUGCAGACGAGCAGGGAUGAAGGCGGCGGGCUUGUGCGCGGCGGCGCUCGCGCUGCUGCUGGUGCUGGUGCUCUCGGCGUCGGGCGCGCGCGCGGCGGCGCCGCUGCUGACGGACGGCGGGGACAUCUCGUUCGAGUAUCACCGCUACGAGGAGAUGCGCAAAGCUCUGGUGUCCGUGUGGCUGCAGUGUCCGUCCAUCGCGCGCAUCUACACGGUCGGAGAAAGCGUCGAGGGCCGCGAGCUGCUCGUGCUGGAGAUGAGCGACAACCCGGGCAUCCACGAGCCUGGUGAGCCAGAAUUUAAGUACAUUGGGAACAUGCAUGGCAAUGAAGCGGUUGGCAGGGAGCUGUUGAUCUAUCUGGCUCAGUAUCUGUGUAAUGAGUAUCAACAGGGCAACGACACCAUCAUCAACCUGAUCCACUCCACCCGCAUCCACAUCAUGCCCUCCAUGAACCCCGAUGGCUUUGAGAAAGCCGCCUCGCAGUCUGGUGAGAUGAAGGACUGGUUCGUGGGACGCAGCAACGCUCAGGGUAUCGAUCUGAACCGGAACUUUCCGGAUUUGGAUCGUAUCGUCUACAUGAAUGAGAGAGACGGAGGAGCGAACAACCACCUGCUGAAAAACAUGAAGAAGGCCGUAGAUGAAAAUACUAAGCUCGCUCCUGAGACGAAGGCAGUAAUUCACUGGAUUAUGGACAUCCCAUUUGUCCUUUCGGCCAACCUCCAUGGAGGAGAUGUGGUGGCCAAUUACCCAUAUGACGAAACCCGAAGUGGAUCUACUCACGAGUACAGCGCCAGCCCUGACGACUUGGUGUUUAAGAGCUUGGCGAAGGCGUACUCCAGCUACAACCCGGUGAUGUCGGACCCUAAUCGAGCGCCGUGCCGCAAAAAUGACGAUGACUCCAGUUUCAAAGAAGGCAUCACUAAUGGAGGGGCCUGGUACAGUGUGCCUGGAGGCAUGCAGGACUUUAACUAUCUGAGCAGCAACUGUUUCGAGAUCACGCUGGAGUUGAGCUGUGACAAGUUUCCACUCGAAAACACACUCAAAAUGUACUGGGACCAGAACCGCAACUCCCUCAUCAACUAUAUUUCACAGGUUCAUCGUGGAGUGAAAGGUUUUGUGCAUGAUCUUCAGGGAAAUCCCAUCUCCAACGCCUCCGUUUCUGUGGAGGGCAUUGACCAUGACAUUACCUCAGCUAAGGACGGUGAUUAUUGGCGCUUAUUGGCUCCUGGUAACUACAAGGUUUCAGCCUCAGCUCCCGGAUAUCUUACAGUGACUAAGAAAGUGGCUGUACCACACAGCCCUGCUAUUCGGCUCGAUUUCGAGUUGGAGUCCUUGGAGGAACGGAAGGAGGAAGAGAAGGAGGAGCUUAUGGAUUGGUGGAAGAUGAUGUCAGAGACCCUGAACUUCUAAAUAGUGAUUGCUGAUUUGACUGAGCAUCCUGGGUGUAAAAUAUUAAAUUGAUGUUGUACGUGUGCUCAUUUACAUUCUAGCAGCUUUUUUAGGGGCGCUACAUGUGGACUAAAUGUCGAUACAAACACAGAACGCUGGGUUCUUCUGUAGAAGAAUGUGUAUCAGUAUAAGAGGAGGAUAAAAACUGGCAUUUAAUAGAGUUUCACUAAUCAAAAGUCCUAAUGUCGUGCUCUGCGAUUCAUGUAUUGAUGGUUUCUUUUUUGCAAAUAUUAAUGGGCAUUUAGCUUAUAGGUGUUGUUUGCAAUAAUACGUUAAUUGUCAACUGCCUGUGUGUGUGUCCACACACAUAUAUAUAUAUAUAUAUACACACACACACAGAGGUAGUAAAUAAUGCAAAUAGUGUACUCUAUCUUUCCUUUUCAACAUUGUUCUUGUGAGAUAACUUUAUCACCAACCAACCAGGAAGCACUGUGUUGUGAAUGAAUGUAUGUGUCAAAAUAUGAAUUAUAUUGAUCACUAUUAAUUACGACGAUGACUAAUUAAGACCGACGCCAACGUAGACGACUCGACAUCCUAUUUAUGCUUUCCAUCUCUUCUGUUGAAACAUCGUUCUGUGAAUGUUUUUUUGUUGUUGUUGUUGUUGUUGUUGUUGCGAUUUUAAAAGGAGUUGCAUCAGUAAACCUGUCUAGUUUUAUGAUAUUAAAUAUUUAAAUGAAUUUCGGGGAAUGCUCAAGAGGUUCUUCGUGAACUCUUUUAUUAUUAGAUCUAUAUAAGAAAUAAUUCUAUUAGAGCUAUUAACUGUAUGAUGUAUAUUCCUACACUAAAGAUACACGUAACGUAACUGACAGUGAUGGCACAAAUGUGACGAUUUUGUAAACGAUACCAAAAUGCACAAGUGUGAGACGGAUAACUAUCCACGGUCUUUAUUUAAUAAACACUGUAACUCUG